GGUGCCUUGUUUGAGAACACAGGCCGCCAGGCGCGACCAUGGCGCUUGUGCUUUCCCCAGCGGGCGCUGCAGUGCGUGAGUGCACUGAGCGGUGCGGCGCGGAGUUGAGAAGUUCCUCUCCGCACUUUGCCUUCAGGGAGGCCAAAGGAACAGCGGCUUGGCGCUGCCUCCCUGUCCUGGCACUGGGCGUUCUCGUCGGCAGGAGGCGGAAUACCAAGCGAUUGCGUUCGCAAUGUGCCUGCAUUCUCCGCGCGCAACCUGUGGAGCACGAGACGGACGUGGUUCUCAUCGGCAGCGGUCUGGGCAGCUUGAGCUGCGCGGCCGUAUUGGCUGCGGCGGGCAGACGUGUCACCCUGUGCGAGUCCCACUACAGGCUGGGCGGUGCUUGCCACACCUUUACCGCUGAGGUGGGCAGUGUUGGCGAAUUCCACUUCGAGUCCGGGCCAUCCUUGUACAGUGGCCUCAGUCUCACGGAGAGCCCCUCGCAGCUGAAGCACGUUCUCCAGAUCAUCGGCAAGGAGCCCGAGUGGAUUCGCUACGACCGUUGGAACGCCUUUUUGCCCGAGGGCGAGGUCAACGUCGCAGUGGGCUACCAAGAAGUGGUGAACAAGCUGCUCCCAAAGUACGGAGGCGCUGACGCCAUUGUGCAGUGGCAAAAGCUGAUGAAGGAGCUGAAGCCGAUGUCGGACGCGCUCUACAACGCCCCGCCUUUCGGUGCUUUGAGGGAUGACAACUGGGUGGCCGUCACCAUGGGACGGUUCUUCAGGCGUGUGCUGCCGAUCCUUGGGCUUCCUGGGGGCGCUGCUCGGCUGAGCCAGCCAUUCGAGGCAUUCUUGGAUGAGACGGGGGUCACAGAUGACUUUGUUCGGAAUUACUUAAGCCUCUUCAGCUUCUUGCUGCAGGGUUUGCCCAGCUAUGGGUCGCCCACCUCUAUGAUGGCUUACAUGAUGGCCGAUCUCUACCGAAAAGGCGGCACCUGCCUGGACUACCCCAAGGGCGGCUCGGAAGCCAUCGUCCAGGCUUUGAUUGACGGCAUUGAAGAGCAAAGUCCUUCAGCUGAGAUCCUGACGAAGGCGCAUGUGGAUGAAAUCCUGGUUGAGAAUGGCAGAGCCUGCGGUGUUCGGUUGUCCAACGGCACCAUCGUGCGUGCGAGUGAGGCUGUCGUGAGUGGCGCGGACAUCGGGAUCACCCAGGGCCUUGUAAAGAGCCAGGCCCCAGAGCUGGAGCAGUUCUUCCAGGAAUGGUCCGGCUUUGAGCGGCUGAACUCUUUCAUUCACAUCCACCUGGGCUUCCGGGGUGAGGGGCUCCCGGGCGAACACUGCCCAGACUUCCCGGCGCAGUGGGGCGUGGUGAACGACUGGGCGGACUUGGAGGCGCCGAGGAAUGUGGUGCUGGUGAGUGUGCCGUCCCUGCUGGAUUCCGGGUUCGCUCCGGAGGGAUUCCAUAGCCUGCACGCCUACACCCCGGCCACGGAGCCCUGGCAAGACUGGCAGGGUCUGAGCCGCAGCAGCGCUGAGUAUAAGGAAAAGAAGAAGGAGGCCGCGGACUUCCUCUACAAAGCUAUUGAGCGGCAGGUCCCGGACAUCCGCUCCAGGGUGGUUUUCGAGCAGGUGGGCACGCCGCUGACGCACGAGCGGUUCUUGCGAAAGCCAAAGGGCGCUUAUGGCUGGAGGGUGCUAGCUGGCUCAAACCUUCCGGGUCAUUCGACCCCACUACCAGGGCUCUACAUAUGUGGCGAUUCGACCUCUCCCGGCAUCGGGGUGCCAUCUGCGGCCAUGAGUGGCCACAUUUGUGCAAACAACAUCCUGUCUGUCUCGGAGCAUUGGAGCCUGCUGGAUCGUAUUCCUGAUUGGCACUAUGAGCUUGAUAUGUAGUUC
Messenger RNA from Effrenium voratum, 1877 nucleotides. The record is from the annotation of a GenBank genome assembly. NCBI's taxonomy places the organism in Eukaryota, Dinophyceae, Suessiales, Symbiodiniaceae.